AUGAGGAACAUGAGAAAAUUCAUCGGGUCUUUUGAGUCUAGUAAAGGGGUUUUGAAUUCUAUCAAAGAUGUGAAGAAGGAGAUUUGCAAGCAAUUCACCCCUGGCAGACAAUUACUUGAUGGUGUGCCUGUUGCUAAUAAAGCAAUCGACUUAUCUACUAGAACCAAGAAAGAUUGUUUGUUCUUUAAGGUUUACUUCAAGAAAGCUUAUGACAAGGUUAACGCGAAUUUCUUAAGGUUUGUGAUGAAGAAGAUGGGGUUCAGGGAGUUAUGGAUGGAAGCUUGCGUUUUCACUAGCUUUAUGUCCAUAUUAAGGAAUGGGAGUCCUACUAAGGACUUCGAGGUCAGGAGAGGUCUUAGGCAGGGAGAUCCUUUGUCUCACUUCUUUGUUCUAGUAACUGAAAGUCUCACAGGCUUGGUUAAUAAGGCUUCUGUUUUAGGAGAGUUUAUUGGUUUUAAAGUGAAUGAUAGGAGCUCCUUCUAUAUUUUAUAA
Molecule: messenger RNA, 492 nt
Organism: Vicia villosa (hairy vetch)
Lineage: Eukaryota; Viridiplantae; Streptophyta; Magnoliopsida; Fabales; Fabaceae
Exons: 2
Coding region: 1-492 (163 amino acids)
Source: RefSeq, a predicted model, not a curated record